Messenger RNA from Dendrobium catenatum, 811 nucleotides. RefSeq names its product protein HEADING DATE 3A-like. The coding region runs from base 92 to 616 and encodes 174 amino acids. The record is from RefSeq and is a predicted model, not a curated record. The transcript has 4 exons. Lineage: Eukaryota; Viridiplantae; Streptophyta; Magnoliopsida; Asparagales; Orchidaceae.
UAGCUAGCUUCUCUUCUUCCUAAGCCUCCUAGCUCUUUAAUUCCUUCUUCUUCUUCUUCUUCACUUAAUUAUUCUCUGCAACUCGUGAAAAAUGGCAGGGAGUUCUUCAAGGUUCAGCAAUGUGUUGGGAGAAGUAUUUGGUUCUUUUGAUCAGUCGGUGAUGUUAAAUGUUUCAUUCAACAACAAGCCAGUUUUUAAUGGAUGUGAUUUAAGGCCUUCGAAUGUUGUGAAUCGUCCUAGAGUUGAAGUUGGAGGAGAUGAUCUGCGUGUUUUCUACACACUGAUAAUGGUUGAUCUCGAUGCGCCAAAUCCUAGCAAUCCAACGUUGAAAGAGUAUUUGCACUGGAUGGUCACGGAUAUCCCAGCAACAACAGAUGCAAGCUUUGGACGUGAGCUGGUGAAAUAUGAGAGCCCUCAGCCAGUGACUGGAAUCCAUCGCAUGGUCAUCGCACUCUUAAAACAGCAAAGAAGGAGCACUGUUUCCAAGCCAGACUCACGAGAAAACUUCGAUACCAGAACCUUCGCUCAGGCCUACAAUCUCGAUUCUCCGGUGGCCGCCGCUUACUUCAACUGUCAACGGGAAGCUGGCUCCGGUGGCCGGAGAUUCUUCUCUUAAAACCACCCAUGCUACUAUCGUCACAGCACCUCGUUUAUCUAAUAUUAUAGCUGUAUAAUAUGCCAUGCUACCAUGAAUCAAUAUUCUAUCAAUAUUAUCGAUCUCUAUAUAUAUUGUGUUGGAUGUGAUGAGAAGGAAUUCUCUAGUAAUUUGUAAUGUGGAUUUGAAUAUGUAAUAGGCUGUGAUCGAUUUGUA